GUUUAAUCAGAGGAGAAAGCUGACACAGCGAAGUCAGAGGAAAGCGCCAAGAUACAUUUCUUUAGUUUCUGGAAACAAAAAUUGGGCAGACUCCACUUCCAGCUACGAUCUAGCGGCCGGGAUUUCCAACGCUCCGGGUCCAGAGUUUCGCGAGGACCCCCCUGAAGGGCCCCCAGCUCCGCCGAGGCCGCGCCCAAGGGGCCGUCGUUACCCCCUAGAAAGGCCCUCCGCCGGCUCCGCCCUUGCCCGCCCAGGCCCCGCCUCGGCCGCGCGCUGUCCCCCUCUGCUCGCGGACUCACUUGGGCGAGCGAGCGGCAGCGCUCGGCCUUGUGGCAGGCGGCGGGGGCCGGCGAGGGCGCCGGAGCCGCGGGUAGCGGCGGGGCGCAGGGAGGCGCGUACAGGGGCUCGGACGGCGCGGCGUUGGCCGCUGCGGGCGCCCCUGAGCACUCUCACCUUCUGUCGCGCAACUUCGAAGCCAGGACGCGGGAGCCAACGGAGCGCUCGAGCCCCGGAGCCUGAGGAGCGCAUAGAGGGGCGCGCCGGAGCCUGGCCGGAGAGCGGGCGCCGGGUACCCAUCGCGCUCCGAGCGCCGGGCAGCCCUCUGCGAAGCGUGGCUGCCUCUGCCCCCACGGAGGGCACGGGCUGGCGCGGCCGGGCGCAGGGGAGGACGGCGAGGAGGAGGCGGCGGCGGCGGAGACGGCGGCGGCGAGGCUGGGGCCAGGGAGAGAGCCCCGGGGGAGAGGCGCCCGAGCCGGGCCGCGGGAGCAUGUGGGCCCGGAGCGGAGCGCGGGGCGCGCUACUGCUGACAUUCCUGCUCUGCUCGGACCUGAGGCUGAGCCAAGCAGGCACUGAUUCUGGCAGCGAGGUGCUCCCAGACUCCUUCCCAUCGGCGCCGGCAGAGCCGCUGCCGCACUUCCUACGGGAGCCGCAGGACGCCUACAUCGUGAAGAACAAGCCGGUGGAGCUGCGCUGCCGUGCCUUCCCCGCCACGCAGAUCUACUUCAAGUGCAACGGCGAGUGGGUCAGCCAGAACGACCACGUCACGCAGGAGAGCCUGGACGAGGCCACCGGCCUGCAGGUGCGAGAGGUGCAGAUCGAGGUGUCGCGGCAGCAGGUGGAGGAGCUGUUUGGGCUGGAGGAUUACUGGUGCCAGUGCGUGGCCUGGAGCUCUGCGGGCACCACCAAGAGUCGCCGGGCCUAUGUCCGCAUUGCAUACCUGCGCAAGAACUUCGAUCAGGAGCCUCUGGGCAAGGAAGUGCCCCUGGACCACGAAGUUCUCCUACAAUGCCGCCCACCAGAGGGGGUGCCUGUGGCUGAGGUGGAAUGGCUCAAGAACGAGGAGGUUAUCGACCCCACCCAGGACACCAACUUCCUGCUCACCAUCGACCACAACCUCAUCAUCCGCCAGGCUCGCCUGUCAGAUACAGCCAACUACACCUGCGUGGCCAAGAACAUCGUGGCCAAGCGCCGCAGCACCACCGCCACCAUCAUUGUCUACGUGAACGGCGGCUGGUCCAGCUGGGCUGAGUGGUCACCCUGCUCCAACCGCUGUGGCCGCGGCUGGCAGAAACGCACACGGACCUGCACCAACCCCGCCCCACUCAACGGAGGUGCCUUCUGUGAGGGCCAGGCCUUCCAGAAGACUGCCUGCACCACCGUGUGCCCAGUUGAUGGCGCGUGGACAGAGUGGAGCAAGUGGUCGGCCUGUAGCACCGAGUGUGCGCACUGGCGCAGCCGCGAAUGCAUGGCGCCCCCUCCCCAGAACGGAGGCCGAGACUGCAGCGGGACCCUGCUUGACUCCAAGAAUUGCACCGACGGGCUGUGUGUGCAGAAUAAGAAAACUCUAAGUGACCCCAAAAGCCACCUUCUGGAGUCCUCGGGGGAUGUGGCGCUGUACGCAGGCCUUGUGGUGUCCAUCUUCGUGGUGGUGGCCGUCCUCGUGGUGGUAGGGGUGGUCGUGUACCGCCGCAACUGCCGGGACUUCGACACCGACAUCACCGACUCGUCCGCCGCCCUCACUGGCGGCUUCCACCCAGUCAACUUUAAGACUGCGAGGCCCAACAACCCGCAGCUCCUGCACCCAUCUGUGCCUCCGGACCUCACUGCCAGUGCGGGCAUCUACCGCGGACCCGUGUACGCCCUGCAGGACUCGGCCGACAAGAUCCCAAUGACCAACUCACCCCUGCUGGACCCCCUGCCCAACCUCAAGAUCAAGGUCUACAACUCUAGCACUACCAGCUCUGGGCCAGGCCUGGCAGACGGGGCUGAGCUGCUGGGAGUCCUGCCACCCGGCACUUACCCUGGUGAUUUUGCCCGGGAUGCCCACUUCCUGCACCUGCGCAGUGCCAGCCUCGGCUCCCAGCAGCUCCUGGGCAUGCCCCGUGACCCGGGGAGCAGUGUCAGCGGCACCUUUGGCUGCCUGGGCGGGAGGCUCAGCAUCCCUGACACAGGGGUCAGCCUGCUGGUGCCCAAUGGAGCCAUUCCCCAGGGCAAGUUCUAUGAGAUGUACCUCCUCAUCAACAAGGCAGAAAACACCCUCCCGCUUUCGGAAGGGACCCAGACAGUAUUGAGCCCUUCGGUGACCUGCGGGCCCACGGGCCUCCUGCUGUGCCGCCCCGUCAUCCUCACGGUGCCACACUGCGCUGAAGUCAGUGCCGGUGACUGGAUCUUCCAGCUCAAGACCCAGGCCCACCAGGGCCACUGGGAGGAGGUGGUCACCCUGGAUGAGGAGACCCUUAACACCCCCUGCUACUGCCAGCUGGAGGCCAGGUCCUGCCACAUCUUGUUGGACCAGCUGGGCACCUACGUCUUCACGGGGGAGUCCUACUCCCGCUUGGCAGUCAAGCGGCUCCAGCUGGCCAUCUUCGCCCCAGCCCUCUGCACCUCUCUGGAGUACAGCCUCAGGGUCUACUGCCUGGAGGACACGCCCGUAGCACUGAAGGAGGUGCUGGAGCUGGAGCGGACCCUGGGUGGCUACCUAGUGGAGGAGCCAAAACCCCUGCUGUUUAAGGACAGUUACCAUAACCUGCGCCUCUCCCUCCACGACAUGCCCCACGCCCACUGGAGGAGCAAGCUGCUGGCCAAGUAUCAGGAGAUCCCCUUCUAUCACAUUUGGAGUGGCAGCCAGAAGGCCCUGCACUGCACCUUCACCCUGGAGAGGCAUAGCCUGGCCUCCACGGAGCUCACCUGCAAGAUCUGCGUGCGGCAGGUGGAGGGGGAGGGCCAGAUAUUCCAGCUGCACACCACGCUGGCAGAGACGCCUGCUGGCUCCCUGGAUGCCCUUUGCUCCGCCCCCAGCAGCGCAGUCACCACCCAGCUGGGACCCUACGCCUUCAAGAUCCCCGUUUCCAUCCGCCAGAAGAUAUGCAACAGCCUGGACGCCCCCAACUCGCGCGGCAAUGACUGGCGGUUGUUGGCGCAGAAGCUCUCCAUGGACCGAUACCUGAACUACUUUGCCACAAAAGCGAGCCCCACGGGUGUGAUCCUCGACCUCUGGGAAGCUCUGCAGCAGGACGACGGGGACCUCAACAGCCUGGCGAGUGCCUUGGAGGAGAUGGGCAAGAGUGAGAUGCUGGUGGCCAUGGCCACCGACGGGGACUGCUGAGCUGCCCCAAACCCGCGGGCUGUUAGGGACCAGCAGGCGGCUGACAUAGGCAGGCCCAGGGCAACCUCCUGUGGGGCAGUUGGGCCUCCUCUGCUCCCGAGCUCACGGCCAGAAUCGCCCUUCCUCCUCCUCCUCCCCUUGACCCACCCCCAGACCACGACCAGCCUUAGGAAAUCCAUGGACGUUGUUGUUGGGAGGACCCUGCGGUCCUUCUCCACCUCCUGCUGUCUCUCCUGACCUCAGACCGCUGUGCAGGAACCGGGAUGGGGAUGGGGCCUCUGGAGGCAGCUAGGGGAGCAAGGAGGUGGCCCUCCCACCCUCUGCCCCAGGGUCUCUGGGGUGCAUCUGUUUUAGAUGUGCUCUUCAUUCUCUUCCUCGGCUAUUGAUUUCUCCCUCCUCCCUAAGCCCCUUUCUCCUUUCACACUGUUUUCCUCUUCGAGGAGUCAAGUACAGUUCAGACAAACUGCUCUCUCCUGUCCACAAGCAAAAAGGAAGAGGAAAGAAAGAAGGAAAGAAAGAAAGCUUCAGACUGCUAGUAAGGC
This is a messenger RNA of Kogia breviceps (pygmy sperm whale), 4146 nucleotides long. It is a transcript of the gene UNC5B, whose product is annotated as unc-5 netrin receptor B. The record is from RefSeq and is a predicted model, not a curated record. Gene Ontology annotation, biological process: anterior/posterior axon guidance; netrin-activated signaling pathway. Gene Ontology annotation, molecular function: netrin receptor activity; protein binding. Gene Ontology annotation, cellular component: membrane. NCBI's taxonomy places the organism in Eukaryota, Metazoa, Chordata, Mammalia, Artiodactyla, Physeteridae.